CGGCCCCACGGGCGGACACUCGGCCGGGCAGCCGCGGGCCGCGCGCAGCCGCCUCCGCCGCCGAUGCGCCUGGUGGCCAGACUCCAAGUGGGACCGGCCGACACGCAGGCUCGCGCGUCAGGGGAAGCCGAUGGAGAAUCGCGCUCUGGAUCCAGGGACUCGGGACUCCUAUGGUGCCACCGGCCACCUCCCCAACAAGGGGGCCCUGGCAAAAGCCAAGAACAACUUCAAAGACCUGAUGUCCAAGCUGACGGAGGGCCAGUAUGUGCUGUGCCGCUGGACCGAUGGACUGUAUUACCUCGGGAAGAUCAAGAGGGUCAGCAGUUCUAAGCAGAGCUGCCUUGUGACUUUUGAAGAUAAUUCCAAAUACUGGGUCCUGUGGAAGGACAUACAACAUGAUGUGAGCGCAGUGUGCCCUAUCCACGUGUGAAGAAAACUAGUGGAAGCAGCCCUGGCCUAGGUGGGAAAGUCAAGAAAGCAGAGCUGGACCAGGCAGGGUGAA
Messenger RNA from Leptonychotes weddellii (Weddell seal), 502 nucleotides. The record is from RefSeq and is a predicted model, not a curated record. Lineage: Eukaryota; Metazoa; Chordata; Mammalia; Carnivora; Phocidae.